GGCAUCUCCAGUUGUUAGACGGAGCCCUCAGCUCAUCCCGACGCAGUGCUUUCCGCUUCCUCCCCUCCUCCCCUGCCCUGCACCGACCCCACUCACAUCUGACUGAGGCGGUCGUCCGUGACUCUGCGUGCGGCGAGGACGGGAUAUCAGCGGCGGGUUGGAUGGCUGGACGGAUGGAUGGAUGGACGGAUGGAUGUGUCCAUUCCAGCGCGCACUGGGAGAAAGUAAACUAAAUCCGAGGAGGGUCUUGCUCUGUUCGGCACUUUUUCUGGUGGAGUUCUCCCCUUAAUUUGUCCAUCUGUGGAAUUUCUGUUUUUUUUUUUUUUUUUUUUUUUUUAAUUCACAUUUGUGGUGGGAUCGCGCAGCACUCAGUCCUCAGGCUUCGAUCACCUGCUUUAUGUCUGCUGUGGAAAAUACCUGGUGGAAGGUGUACCGCGGGAUCCGGGCUGGGAGGACAGGACUUGCGCGGCUGAACAAACCCAGUUUCUCGACUCCGUGCGUGAUGUGCGUGGAAUGAAGACAGAGGAUGGAUGUAAUCUGGGAGAUACUGAUCAUUCUUCAAGCUAAUUAUAUUGUCUGCACAUCAGCUCAACCAAAUCCACCAAAGAUUCAUGAAGGAUGGUGGGCGUACAAGGAGGUGGUGCAGGGGAGCUUCGUUCCAGUGCCAUCGUUCUGGGGACUCGUAAACUCGGCCUGGAACCUGUGCUCGGUCGGGAAGAGGCAGUCGCCAGUCAACAUUGAGACCAGCCACAUGAUCUUUGACCCCUUCCUCACCUCUAUAAAGCUGAACACGGGCGGACGCAAGGUUGGAGGCACAAUGUACAACACCGGCCGCCACGUCUCCCUGCGACUGGACAAGGAGCACCUGGUGAACAUCUCUGGGGGGCCGAUGACGUACAGCCAUCGCCUGGAGGAGAUCCGACUACACUUCGGCAGUGAGGACAGCCAGGGCUCCGAGCAUCUGCUGAACGGACAGGCCUUCUCCGGAGAGGUUCAGCUGAUUCACUACAAUCAUGAACUGUAUACAAAUUACACAGAAGCCGCCAAAAGCCCCAACGGACUGGUCAUAGUGUCCAUAUUCAUGAAGAUUGCGGAAACAUCAAACUCGUUCCUGAAUCGAAUGCUGAACAGAGACACCAUCACAAGAAUAACAUAUAAAAAUGAUGCAUAUCUUCUAACCGGACUGAACAUAGAGGAAAUUUACCCUGAAACAAGUAGUUUCAUCACAUACGAAGGAUCGAUGACCAUCCCUCCGUGUUUUGAGACGGCCACAUGGAUCCUGAUGAACAAGCCGGUGUACCUCACACGCAUGCAGAUGCACUCCUUGCGGCUGCUGAGCCAGAACCAGCCAUCUCAGAUCUUCCUGAGCAUGAGCGACAACGUUCGCCCGGUUCAGCCGCUGAACAACCGCUGCCUCCGCACCAAUAUCAACUUCAGCGUGCAAGGCAAGGACUGUCCCAACAACAGGGCUCAGAAACUCCAGUACCGAGUGAACGAGUGGCUGCUGAAAUAACCUCCCUUGGAUGAGCAAAGAGAGGAAGAAAAUUUCAAAGAUGGAAAUCGGGACAAGACAAGAAGGAGGAAGAGGCCAGUGGAGGGAGGAGAAGAUGUGAAAGUUGGUCUUCAGGUGGCUUCUCAUCUAAGAUUCUUUCAUGGCAUUGUAUAAAAACAAACACUGGACAUUCUUCUGAUGAAGGAACUUUCAAAGAAACUCUUCUUUUCAUACAUGAGAACAGUUUGAUCCCUCAAUGUACCACAUGCUAACGAGCCCUUUCCCCCCACCGUCCAACGCCAUCUGUAUGGAUUUUUGAUACCAAUACUUUUUUCUUUUAUUUGUUUUUUUUGUGGGAGGGGGAGGAACAAACAAACAAAAAAAACACAUGGAAACAAACAAAAAAUAAAUAAAAAACAGCGUUGCAGCAUUUAUUUGAUGGCCUCCCAACCAAUAGGACAACGUUGGAACUUUAAAACCUUUGUAUAUAAAAAAAGUUUUAGCAUUAGUGGGAAAAUUUGAGGACGAAGUCACUGCCCAGUCCCCCCUAACCACCCACCCACCCAGCCAGCCACCCUGCUGGUUGAAACAGAGCAGCGGGACCCACACAGUCGUUUCAUUUCAGUCACAAAGGGCAUGAAACAGCCACAACGAGCACAGCCUUGCCUUGUCAUCUCCCAAAACUCAUGUCACAGAAGACAAGCAAAUACCGGAGCCUGCAGGCUCCGGUACAGCCGCAGAGCAGCUGGAUCUCGGCCUCGUUUGUACAUAUUAUUAUCAAUAUUGCAGAAAAAUUAAUAUGUAAAGAAAAUAAUGAAAUAACAUUAAAAAGAUAUAUAAAGAUGAUUUAAAAAAAAAAAGAUGAAAGUUAAAAUUUUAAACAGCUUGGUGCACUUUGAAUUCUGAAGCAGUUCUCAGUCUGAGCUGAUGCCUUUGUUUCUGUUUUAUUGUUUACAAUGGUCAUACACUGUGUUUGAGUAAUGUUAUCAGCCCAAUAAAU
This is a messenger RNA of Cololabis saira (Pacific saury), 2492 nucleotides long. RefSeq names its product carbonic anhydrase Xa (gene ca10a). The transcript has 9 exons. Bases 527 to 1513 code for a protein of 328 amino acids. Gene Ontology annotation, molecular function: carbonate dehydratase activity; zinc ion binding. The record is from RefSeq and is a predicted model, not a curated record. Lineage: Eukaryota; Metazoa; Chordata; Actinopteri; Beloniformes; Belonidae.